GCAGGAGCAGGGUCGUCCGCGUAGUCCCCCCCAUCGGAUUCUGUCUCACCCAUGUUUUUCCUCGCGCCCGGCUUUGCCCCUCUACCUCUUGCUCCUUUCUUGUUCCAAGCCGUUUUAGCCCAAGCCAUUUUAGCUCAAGCCGUUUUGGCCCGAGCCAUUUUAGCUCAAGCCAUUUUUCUGAGAACAAGUUUUGGCGCAAAUACUCGACUCGAUUAUCUCGAGUGUGGCUGGUGCCAUAGGCCCAAUCGUAACGGCAGUCAGUAAUGGCGGAAGUAAUGCCGGAUCGCAAAGGUUCCGCGACUGGCAUCAAGGAUGUGGAGCAACGAUACCCGAUCUCGUGGUCUGGGCUUAGUCAUACAGUCUCGUUGCGGGGUGGUAGGAGUAAGACAAUUGUGAGCAAUGUGUCUGGUCAUUGCGACCCAGGACAAAUGAUGGCCAUCAUGGGACCCUCGGGAUGCGGCAAGACAUCGUUGCUUGACCUCUUGGGCGGUCGUGUGGGCAGCGGCACCACCUCGGGCGAAAUUCUGAUCGGCUGCAAGCAGCACCCCGCUAACAUCCGCAAGAUCGUCAGUUACGUUACGCAGGAGGAUUCGCUCCUGACUUGCUUCACCGUGCGCGAGACGCUGCGAUACGCCUCGCGGCUCGCUGCGAUCCCCUCGAAGGCCAGAGAGGAGGCAAUCCAGCAGGUCAUCGUGCAGAUGGGACUGCUGGUUUGCGCCGACACCCGCGUCGGAGACCCGCUGAUCAAAGGCAUCUCGGGUGGCCAGAAGCGCCGUCUGAGCAUCGCCAUCGAACUGUUGCAUCGGUCCCCCAUCCUCUUGCUGGACGAGCCGACGUCGGGCCUGGACUCCACGGCCGCCAUGCAGGUGAUCGAGCAUUUGCGCGAUGUCGCGCAGAAGGGCCACACCGUUGUCAUGAGCAUUCACCAGGCGAGCUCCAGGGCAUACGGUCUCUUCGACUCGCUGUGCCUGCUGUCGAAGGGCCAACAGGUCUACUUCGGCCCCACGACCGACGUCGCCAUCGAGCACUUUGCCGCGCAGGGCCACGAGUGCCCGCGGUAUUCCAACCCUGCGGAGUUCUUCCUCGACGUCAUCAACACCGACUUCGGGGCAGAGAACGGCGGGGCGAGGCUGGAGGGCCUUGUCAGGGCCUUCGAGAAGUCCGAGCUGGCGAGCUCCAUGCGGGAGGCCCUGAGACAGCCAGAGAUCCCGCAGGAUGGCGGGAUCUCCAGGGAGAGCGCAGGCCCGUGCCGCCAGUUUGCCGUCCUGUUGCUGCGGAUGCUGCACAUGAACUGGAAGAAUCCGUACAUAUUCGGUGUGCGCCUGGCCAUGUACAUCGCGCUUGCGUUCAUGGUCGGAACCAUGUACUACGACGUGGGUGAGGUGGCCCGUGGAGGUGAGCCUGUUGCCGCUGCAGCCGCGGCCACCUCGCUCCUGGCUCUGCUGUUCUACGUGCAGGCAUUUCUCGUCUUCAUGUCCGUCGCGAUCCUCCCGUUCUUCCUCGAGAUUAGGGACGUCUUCCGGCGGGAGCGAGCCAACGGACAGAUCACCUGUCUGCCGUACGUGCUCGCCGACUUCCUCGCUGGACUCCCCGGCGUCACGCUCAUUGCUCUGAUCUCCACGAUGCUCGUCGUGUGGCUGGCGAAUCUCAAUGGCUUCGCCCAGUUCUUCGCGAACCUGCUGCUGUCUCUGAUCGUUGCCGAGUCCCUCAUGCACGUGAUCGGCGCCGCCCAGCCACACUACAUCAUCGGCAUGGCAUUCGGGGCGGGCCUCUUCGGCAUGUUCAUGCUCUGCGAGGGAUUCAUGGUCAAGCCCCAGGACAUCCCGGACGGCUGGGUCUGGGGUUAUUACCUCGCCUUCCACACUUACUCUUUCGAGUGGUUUGUGCACAACCAAUUCGACGAUGGGACGCUCGUCGGCGAGGCCGUCUUGAAGAGCUUCGAAAUGGAGGAUGUGGACCCGCUCCGGAACGCUCUCAUCCUGUCGGCGUACGCGGCCGUCUUCCAGGCGGCUUACUUCAUGGUCCUGAAAGUCUUCCACACAGGGAAGCGUUGAGGGCAGGUUUGCGGCAGCGAAGAGUCUAGCGUGGCGUGAAUGCUAGUCGUUGCAUACCGAUAUGGAAGUCGCGGGCACAACGGUCAAGAACAUCAAUCCGCCUUGCCCAUGGAUGGCCACCAAACCUGGCCUUUGUUUUGCGCGCGCAGCGAUUCUUUUACGAUGCUUGUUUUUGUGUGUGCUGUGGAAAUCAUGUGGAGCCUACCGCCGUUCUGUACAAUAUGCAGUUCGGCAGCUGCGAAGCACUACGUUGCGUGUGCGUGGAGCUCGCUUGGAGCUGGAGCGCAUCGCAGUCAUGCAAUCCACAGCAAGAAUCGCCCCCAGCCCCAAGAUGACACGCUUAGACGUAUCACGCUGGAUGUACAUGCUCUGUUUUGCAUUUAGGGUUCUAACUCCCAUAUGUGGAACAGUCGUUGCAUUCUGCCAUCCUGAAUUGCACGCCUGCUGUAAUUUGCAUCUGUCGCAAAGCCCGUUGUAACAAUGUCCAUCGCUACUCGGUGUAGGUUCAUCCUUCCACCCGUCGGACCUUCGACGCCAAUGUUCAUAGGUGAUGGGCAGUUGCUCCUUUCUUGCUCCAUCCUCACCGUGGUUCUCAGCCGAUCCCCUUCCUUGUUCACCUGGCCCUGCCCUCAUUCCUGCCGCCGCGGUCGCAAUUUUCGCCUGCCAGGCUUCUACCCAUGGCUUCCGGAGGAGGAGC
Molecule: messenger RNA, 2751 nt
Organism: Prorocentrum cordatum
Lineage: Eukaryota; Dinophyceae; Prorocentrales; Prorocentraceae
Source: the annotation of a GenBank genome assembly